CCUUGGGACGGGCUUACCUCCCUUUGAAGUUGGUUAAUAAUGCUUAAGGUUAGCUAAGGAUUAUGGUUAAGGUUAGUGUACGGGUAGGGUUUAAGGUUAGGAUUUAGGGUAUGGACGUCCCAAGGCUCCCAGAUAGCACUAGCAUAUCUGGCACUGCUACGCGGAAGUAAGUGGAUGAAUGCACUCCGGAAUUCGAGGGAAUAUAAACGUAAAAAGCAGUAUGCGGGCUGUGUCUGCGCUAGUGUUCCUGGCCGUGGGUGUGAUGGUGGUGUUGAUGUACCAGGCGGUCCGCCAGGAGCUGACUCUGCGGGGUCUUAAAGCCCGCGCUCUGGAGAGCUCCUCUCAGGUCAAGCAGAAGGAGAACGACAUCGUCCAGGUCAAGAUGAAGAUCCAGAAGCUGAAUGGUGAGCUGGAGCCCAUCAACACCAAGAGAGAGGAGCUGACUAAGAAGAAGGAGCAGUCUGCUAAAGCCACAGGCGAGGCGGACAAGAGUCUAAAGACCUGUCAUACAGAGAAGGCCGAUGCGGAGAAAAAGAAGACUGAGGCGUCGGCGGCCCUUCAGAAAGUCAAAGAUGAUCAAGAAGCACAGAAGAAGAAAGCUCAGGAGGAGAUCCAGGCGUUGAAACAGCAGAUUCUGGAGCGGGACAAGGCACUGUGUGCCUUUGUGGACCAGACCAAUGAGGAAGGACGGAAGCUGUGUGGAAUCACAGAGGCCCCAAAAUGAAGACUUGGACGACACUAUCAGCCUCCCUCCCUCCCUCAUGCUUGCCGUGAUGCACACACACCCAUACACAUCAUCGUUGUGCAGCUCAUAACAUUCACCACCUACAACCACCUUCACUUCACUGUACCUCUCAAUACUCAGGAAAAUAAAAAACAAGAAGGGUUUGGAAAACCCAGUCUGAAUGUCAUGUCUUCAUUACAUAGAGUACACUGUUAGUUUAUGUAUGCAGGUAAGGAAGGGAGACAUUACAUUAAUGUAGGAAUGACUGAAAGAGGUUAGGGCUAAUUCCCUUAGAGAUGGAGCAAGUUGUCUCUGAGGUGACUUCUGAAUGUUGCAAAGGUUCUAGAGAAGAGUGCAGGUGCAUGCCCAUCUGGUUCAAUUGUCUAUUAAAUAUUUAUUAUGCAUGGAUGUAUGAUUGACCUUUAUAGUGCAUAGAUGUAUGAUUGACCUUUAUAGUUCAUAGAUGUAUGAUUGACCUUUAUAGUGCAUAGAUGUAUGAUUGACCUUUAUAGUGCGAUUGACCUUUAUAGUGCAUAGAUGUAUGAUUGACCUUUAUAGUGCAUAGAUGUAUGAUUGACCUUUAUAGUGCAUAGACCUAUGAUUGACCUUUAUAGUGCAUAGAUGUAUGAUUGACCUUUAUAGUGCAUAGAUGUAUGAUUGACCUUUAUAGUGCAUAGAUGUGUAUGAUUGACCUUUAUAGUGCAUAGACCUAUGAUUGACCUUUAUAGUGCAUAGACCUAUGAUUGACCUUUAUAGUGGCAAAGUCACUGUCUUUGUAUUGACUCCAAGCCUCUCUGGCUGAUAUUUUAGAGAACAUUUGGUACUGUCUGAUUAGAAUAUGAAGGUCCUGACUCCAAGAGCCCCGUUGGACAUUUUCUAUGCUUCUGUUCUGGAGGUGUCUCCCUGAAUGAUUGUAUUAAACUGGAUCCAUCUGAUUGAUAUUA
Messenger RNA from Oncorhynchus gorbuscha (pink salmon), 1668 nucleotides. RefSeq names its product restin homolog. Lineage: Eukaryota; Metazoa; Chordata; Actinopteri; Salmoniformes; Salmonidae. The record is from RefSeq and is a predicted model, not a curated record. The transcript has 5 exons. Bases 179 to 724 code for a protein of 181 amino acids.